Ochotona curzoniae (black-lipped pika) is the source of this 3477-nucleotide messenger RNA. It is a transcript of the gene IL6ST, whose product is annotated as interleukin 6 cytokine family signal transducer. Gene Ontology annotation, cellular component: external side of plasma membrane; signaling receptor complex; membrane. The transcript is spliced from 17 exons. Bases 390 to 3143 code for a protein of 917 amino acids. Gene Ontology annotation, molecular function: cytokine binding; cytokine receptor activity. Gene Ontology annotation, biological process: cytokine-mediated signaling pathway. NCBI's taxonomy places the organism in Eukaryota, Metazoa, Chordata, Mammalia, Lagomorpha, Ochotonidae. The record is from RefSeq and is a predicted model, not a curated record.
GCAUCCAGAGUGGACGGAGCUGCGAGCGACCCGGCGCCGGGUCGGGGAAGCGGCCAGCGGCCGGGCAAGUUUGCCCAGCGCCCAGCGCUGAGGGCAGGGGCUUCCGAGUCGUCUCCCCCGCUGACGGCUUCGGACCCGACCCGGGCUGACGCCGAGGCAGGCGUCCGCUGGUGGAGUCGCGGAGGAGCGAGGCGCCGCGGCCUGAGUCUGUCGCAGGGAUUUUCGAAGUGUGCAUGUAACGAACAGCAUCGCAGCCGGCUUUGAGCAGGCUUCCCCUCGCCUUCCAGGGGACCGGUGUGAGAGAGAAUGACAUUUGGAGGCAGACGAGUUGGCAUCAAGGCCCUGCUCCUUCACUUACGGAUUGUGUGAUUUGGAAAUAUCUAUGCAAGAUGCUGGGGUGGCAGACAUGUCUGAUGCAAGCCUUCUUCAUCUUUCUCACCACUGAGGCCACAAAUGUACUUGUAAAUACAUGUGGCCACAUCACCCCAGAAUCUCCGCUUGUACAAAUUGGUUCUAAUUUCACAGCAGUUUGUAUAAUAAAGGAAGAAUGCAUGAAAAAAUUUCAUGUAAAUGCUAGUUAUAUUGUCUGGAAAAUAAACCAUUUCACCAUUCCCAAGGAACAGUAUACUGUCAUCAGCAGAACAGCAUGCAGUGUCACCUUUACAAAUAUAACGGCAUUAAAUGCUCAGCUCACUUGCAACAUUCUUACCUUUGGACAAAUUGAACAGAAUGUUUAUGGAGUUACACUGAUUUCAGGAUUGCCUCCAGAAAAACCAACAGGCUUGAACUGCAUUGUGUAUGAGGAUAAGAAAGUGAUGGUGUGUCAGUGGAAUCCUGGCAGGGAGACAUUCCUAGACACAAACUUCACUUUAAAGUCUGAAUGGGCAACAGAGAAGUUUGCUGAUUGCAAAGCAAAACGUGAGGCCCCUACUGUGUGUGUUGUUUAUAAUCCUGUGUAUUUUGUGAACAUUGAAGUCUGGGUAGAAGCACAGAAUGCCUUUGGGACUGUUGCAUCAGAUCAUAUCAAUUUUGAUCCUGUGGAUAAAGUGAAGCCCAACCCACCUCACAAUUUAUCAGUGAGCAAUUCUGAGGAACUGUCCAGUAUCUUAAAGUUAUCCUGGGUCAAUCCAAGCAUUAAGAACGUGAUAAGACUGAAGUAUAACAUUCAGUAUAGGACCAAAAAUGCCUCAACUUGGAACCAGAUUCCUCCUGAAGAUACAUCGACCACCCGAUCUUCAUUCACUGUCCAGGACCUUCAGCCUUAUACUGAGUAUGUGUUUAGGAUGCGCUGUAUGAAGGAAGAUGGUAAGGGAUUUUGGAGUGACUGGAGUGAAGAAGCAAAUGGUAUCACAUAUGAAGAUAGGCCAUCCAAAUCACCAAGUUUCUGGUAUAAGAUGGAUCCAUCCCAUACAUCUCAUAAUCACGGCUAUCGAUCUGUACAACUCAUAUGGAAGACAUUGCUUCCUUUUGAAGCCAAUGGGAAGAUCUUGGAUUAUGAAGUGACCCUUACAAGAUGGAAAUCACAUUUACAAAGUUACACAGUUAAUGACACAAAACUGACAGUAAAUCUUACGAAUGAUCGUUACAAAGCAACUCUGACAGCAAGAAAUCUGGUUGGCAAGUCAGACCCGUCUGUUUUGAUUAUCCCCUCCUGUGACUUUAAAGCUACUCGCCCCGUGGUGGAUCUUAAGGCGUACCCCAAAGAUAACCGGCUCUGGGUGGAAUGGACCGCUCCAGGUGAGCCUGUGAAGAAGUACAUCCUGGAGUGGUGCGUGCUGUCGGCCAAAUCGCCCUGUGUCCCGGACUGGCAGCAAGAGGACGGAACCGUGCAUCGCACCUACUUAAGGGGGAACCUUGAAGAGAGUAAGUGCUACUUGAUCACGGUGACCCCUGUUUACACAGACGGGGCUGGGGUCCCCGAGUCUGUGAAGGCGUACCUCAAACAAGCGCCACCGUCCAAAGGCCCUACUGUUCGGACAAAGAAAGUGGGGAAAAACGAAGCUGUCCUGGAGUGGGACCAACUUCCCGUUGAUGUUCAGAACGGCUUUAUCAGAAAUUAUACUAUAUUUUAUAAAACUACCAUUGGAAAUGAAACUGCCGUGAACGUGGACUCCUCCCACACAGAGUACACCCUGUCCUCCCUGGCGAGCGACACCCUGUACAUGGUGCGCAUGGCGGCCUACACUGACGAGGGGGGCAAGGACGGGCCAGAGUUCACCUUCACCACACCCAAGUUCGCCCAAGGAGAAAUUGAAGCCAUAGUUGUGCCUGUUUGCUUGGCGUUCCUGUUGACGACUCUGCUGGGGGUGCUGUUCUGCUUCAAUAAGAGAGAUCUAAUUAAAAAACACAUCUGGCCUAAUGUUCCAGAUCCUUCUAAGAGUCAUAUUGCCCAGUGGUCACCUCCCACACCUCCAAGGCACAAUUUCAGUUCAAAAGAGCAGAUGUAUGCGGAUGGCAAUUUCACUGACGUAAGUGUUGUGGAAAUAGAACCCAAUGACAAAAAGCCUUUUCCGGAGGACCUCAAGUCGUUGGACCUGUUCAAGAAGGAGAAGAUGAGCGCCGAGGGCCACAGCAGCGGCAUCGGGGGGUCCUCGUGCAUGUCGUCAUCCAGGCCCAGCAUUUCCAGCAGCGACGACAACGAGUCUGCGCAGAACACCUCCAGCACCGUGCAGUACUCCACGGUGGUACACAGCGGCUACCGGCACCAGGUCCCCGCAGUCCAGGUCUUCUCCAGGUCCGAGUCCACGCAGCCCCUGCUGGAUUCCGAGGAGCGGCCAGAGGACCUGCAGCUGAUAGAGAACAUGGAAGGCAGUGAUACCAUUUUGCCCAGGCAGCAGUAUUUCAAACAGCACUGCAGCCAGCAGGAAGCCAGUCCAGAGAUUUUGCAGUUUGAAAGGUCAAAGCCUGUUUCAGAGAUGGCUGAGGAAGCUUUUAUUAGACUUCAACAGCAGCAGUUCUCCAGUCUCUCACAGUCCUCCCCUGGAGGCCACAUGAAAAUGUUUCCGGAAGUCUCAGCAGAUGUGUUUGGUCUGGGGACUGAGGGACAAGGGGAAACAGUUGGGGUGGCAGCCGUGAUUGAUGAAGGAAUGCCUAAAAGCUACUUGCCACAGACUGUCCCGCAAGGCGGCUACGUGCCUCAGUGAGCCUCCCUGGGACGGCGGCCGCAGACCUGCAAAGCAAAACUAAGCUGUGAUUUCCGAGAAGAAAUCCUCUUCACUCCCUGGAGCCCGUUUGCCCUUGAAGACGAGUCUUACCUUGGGCUGUUUCCAUUCCAGAAUAUCUGGGAUUCAACGUCAAGCACUACAUGAACUGACUUCAUCUUCCACAGAGCUGACUGAUUCUGUGCUUUUUCAGGAUGGUUGCACUGAAGAAAAAGAGCCCGUCUGAAAUUUAUAAAGUAAGUUUCUUUUGCUACAUGAAGAGUAUUUGAACGGUAAGCAGCGAUCAGCUUUACUGACUUUGUGAGAGUGGUUAUGA